This is a messenger RNA of Hirsutella rhossiliensis, 1998 nucleotides long. RefSeq names its product sugar transporter domain-containing protein. Gene Ontology annotation, molecular function: myo-inositol:proton symporter activity. Gene Ontology annotation, cellular component: membrane. The record is from RefSeq and is a predicted model, not a curated record. NCBI's taxonomy places the organism in Eukaryota, Fungi, Ascomycota, Sordariomycetes, Hypocreales, Ophiocordycipitaceae. Gene Ontology annotation, biological process: transmembrane transport. The transcript has 9 exons. The coding region runs from base 1 to 1998 and encodes 665 amino acids.
AUGUCCGGCGAGAAAACCGACGACGCCUUCUCGAGGCCCCCCGAUGCAGCUGUUGAUCACGAGAGCCAUGGGCGGAAGCUGAGCGAGCUCAUCGACAACUCUGCCGGCGAAAUUCGCAACCCCCUCAAGGGCAUCCCCCGCGAGGAGCUUCUCCAAAAUGUCGCAAGGUUCCAGCAGGAAAAGGGCUUGCCCGAGGACAUCCUGCCGCUCUUGACCAAGGGCGCUCUGGUUGCCCAGGAUCCCGCCGCCUUCGAGGACCUGCCUGACCUCAACGACCACGACAGGCGCGCUCUGAGGGAAGAAGUCACUCACCGCUGGAAGCAUCCAUGGGCCCUCUACUACACAAUCGUCCUUAAUUCCAUAGCCGCCGCCAUCCAAGGAUGGGAUCAGACGGGCUCAAACGGGGCCAACCUAAGCUUCCCCCUCGCCCUCGGCAUCCCGGACACCGCCGGCUCUGCCUGUGGGCCAGUUGCCAACGCCGGCGACUGCGCCAAAAACAGCUGGAUCAUAGGCUUUGUCAACUCCAUGCCCUACAUAACCAUUUGCCUCUUUGCCGGUUGGAUAUCCGACCCCUUGAACGACUUGCUCGGUCGCCGAGGCGUCAUCUUUGUCGCCGCCAUCUUCUCCUUGCUGGCGCCCUUUGGCAUGGCCGUCUCCCAGACCUGGGGACAGCUUGCCGCCUGCCGAAUGCUCCUCGGUAUCGGCAUGGGACUGAAAGAAGUCACCGUUCCCGUCUUCUCCGCCGAAAACUCUCCGGCCAUCAUCCGCGGCGGCCUAGUCAUGUCGUGGCAGGUCUGGACGGCUUUUGGCAUCUUCUUAGGAACUUGCGCCAAUCUGGCAGUCGGCAAGACGGGCGCCAUUGCCUGGCGACUCCAAUUUGCCUCGGCAUUCAUCCCGGCCGUUCCUCUCGUCAUUGGCACCUACUUCUGCCCCGAGAGCCCUCGCUGGUGCCUCAAGAAGAAGAAGUACACCAAGGCCUGGGCCUCGCUCCUGCGGCUCAGAAACACGCCCCUUCAAGCCGCCAGAGAUCUCUACUACAUCAACUGCCUGCUCGAGCAGGAAGAGGUCCUCGUUCAGGAAACAGGCGUCAGCACAAAGAGCAACAUGUUCACCCGCUUCGUCGAGCUCUUCACCAUUCCCAGAAUCAGGCGAGCCACCUGGGCAUCUGGCAUCGUCAUGAUCUCGCAGCAGCUUUGCGGAAUCAACAUCAUCUCUUUCUACAGCAGCACCAUCUUCAAGCAAAGCGGCAUCUCCGAUUAUACCGCUCUGUGGGCCAGCUUUGGUUUCGGCUUGAUCAACUUCGUCUUUGCCUGGCCUGCUGUCUGGACGAUUGAUACCUUUGGCCGCCGAGCUCUUCUGCUCUUUACCUUUCCAAAUAUGUUUUGGACUCUACUGGCCGCCGGUCUUUGUUACCUCAUCGAGCCAACCGUCGAGCAGAGUACCGCCCGGAUCGCAGCCGUGGCGACAUUUGUUUACCUCUUUGCCGCAUUCUACUCUCCUGGCGAGGGCCCCGUGCCGUUCAUGUACUCGGCCGAGGUCUUCCCCCUGUCUCAUCGCGAGAUCGGCAUGUCAUGGGCCGUGGCGACCAACAACUUUUGGGCCUCGGUGCUCUCCCUCACCUUUCCUCGUAUGCUCAUUGCCAUGUCGGCUCCUGGCGCCUUUGGCUUCUACGCUGGACUGAACCUGCUGGCCCUAUUUCUCAUCUUCUUGUUUGUGCCCGAGACGAAGCAAAAGACACUCGAGGAGCUGGACUACGUGUUUGCCGUUUCCGACCGCAAGCAUGCCUCGUAUCAAAUGUUCACAGUCCUCCCCUGGUGGUUCAAGCGAUGGAUCCUCUUUCGACGCGGUGCGCCCUGUCCGGAUCUUUACCACGACGCCAACGCACAAGAUUACCAUGACACGAGCGCAGGGGCUUAUCACGAGAGGAUCGUAGAGACUUACGACGACACCAGCGCAGGGGCUCACCGCGGCACCACCACAGGAGUCUCCACUCAGUGA